UAACCAAAGCUUCACUGGGCUAACGAUCGCUAAAUGUUUGGAGUUCUGCCGACGCAACGAUGAGAAUGUACUUGCAGGGGUGGAGUUUGCAGUGGAAUGUUAUUGUAGCAGUGAUACAGCAACGAACCUCAGUCGACGAGCCUCGGAUGAUGACUGUAAUCAUCCGUGCAAUGGAUCCGCAACAGAGAAUUGUGGUGGACUAGGCAAGAUCGCAAUUUUUAAUCUAAGAGCAGAUCCCACCCCAUCUACACAACCGAUAGAAACACCAUGUGAUACCAUCCCAGAUAUGACUUCAUCUACCAUGCCUUCGACUACUGUCCAAUCCUCGACACACGAUACACCUGACCUAUCGACAGAAAUGGGCACCUAUGACGAGGGAAUUACUGCUUCAUCCGAAGGAAUAACUUUCAUAUCAUCUUCUCCUCCGGGAGGUAAGAAAACUCCGUAUGGUGCAAUCGGUGGUGGAGUGGCUGUAGCAGUAGGUGUUGUAGUGGUCAUCAUUGUCAUUAUUACCUUGAGACGCAAGUCCAAGGAAAAAGAGGACCAGAAAUAUGGUGUUUGUGAGAUGACAAGAAACACAUCCGGGUCUCAAGGAUAUGAGAAUUCUAUCGUAGGUUUCCAUGAAGCCACUGAUAGGGAUACAAUGGAUGAUCUGUACGGGGUGGUCGAGAAGGAUGCCUUUUCAGCCCAAAUGAAGAGAGGUACCAUGAUAGUAGAAUACGUCAACGUGAAAGGGGAAGCUGGCAACACUCCAGCCGUGGCAGAACCAGACUAUAGCUAUGAAAACAUGGCAGCUGAUACAACGGGCAAUGACGCUAUGACAUCAAAGGGUGUGGGUGGUUCGGAUGAGUUGUACGCGAUGUCGACCAAACAUCGUCUGGGACCAGACGGUCGAGAAGUUGCCGAUGAAGAAGCGGAUAUGUAUGCGGUACCAGAUAAAGGGCGAAAAAGUCAACCUUCCCAUGAUGCCUUAGACAAGUCCCAUCCUGUUGAGAAAGCAGACGACGCUGGUGAUUUGUAUGCGAUGCCCGAUAAGAAUCGAAGGAGCAAGAAUGCUUUAACUUCCUCACCCUCAUAUGAUAUUGAAUUAAUGUAUGCUAUGCCAGAUAAACCAAGGUUUGGUCAAUUACAUGAUGACGAUGAUACAACCGAAAUGGUGGAAAAUGAGUUGUAUGGAUGAACUUUUGAAUUCUCUCACGUACUUUCAGCAACCAAAAAUUUAUGCUUUAAGGUGUUUAAUGAAAAUUAUAAAAAUCAAUCAGUAAUACUUUCAUCUAUCAUGUCUAUUUUUGUGAUAAUUGUUGCAAAUCAGAGGUUAGGAAAAUAAUCGUCUAAGCUUGUCACCCUAGUAUAGGAUAUUAGGGACCGGGAGCAUUCGGAUAUGGUAAGGGUAGGUAUGUGGCCCCAAAUUUUGAACCGAAUCCCUAUAAGCAAUCGAAGUUGCUAUGAAAUGAAUGGCUAAACAACGCUGCCUAUGGGAUUGGGAUCUGGAAUUUAAUGUGAAAUGAUGGCGCCUGAAAUGAGGGGUUCAUAGGUCUUAUGAAAUAAACUCGAGAGACUGACUGACCACUGUUUGUCGAAGCGAUGAUAAUGAUAUGUUUUGGAAAUGGAAGUACAUGUACAGUGAAGCAAUAUAAUAGAGUGAAUUGUGGGUAAACCCCCCCCCCCCCCGUGAAGGAACACUCACGUAUAAAUGACGGUAAGGGUAUGACAGCUCUUUUAAACCCCACUCCCUCCCUUUUACAUCUUGCUAACAGUUCACACGCAUAUUUUAAUGAUUAUGAUUAUUGUUAUUUCAGGAAUAAAAUAUGCCCUGUAAAUUGACAGAUAAUCGAGAGUCUAACAGUUUCUGACAUCAUCUAGCAGUUUUUUUUUAUUUAUGACUCUGUUUAUUGUUUAAAAUGUUAAUUUAUUAAUGUAACUUUUUGUUUGAUAUUUUGUAUAUUUUUAAUUUUCUUAGAUUGUAAUGUUUGGAUUUGAAAUCAAUAAAAUAAACUUGAAACUUUUAACGCUUUUCAUUUGACAACACGUUCUGUCCCGUUCCUGUUCCCCUCAUUCCAGGCGUUAGUUCUCGGAGACCCCUGGUAUUUCAUGUUAAAUUCCAGUUCCCAAGUACCCCCGUUUGUAGAGGGCUAUCUAGUUCAUAUUUCAUAGCAACUUCAGUUCUUAAGGGAAGGUGGAGCCGCAAACCACUACCCUGUCAAAAUCCGGGGGUAGGCCGGGGAUGGGGUUACAUACGAUGUGGUAAAAAGGGAUCUAAAUUAUAUAGAGAUAACAGAACAUGAUAUUUUGUUGUGCAUUGUGUUCUUUUAAAAUAAUUCUGUCUGAUUAUGUGCUAGAAAUAUUCACUAUUCUAUUUAGCUCUGACAACCACUUGACAUAAAACAUUUGGGUCAAUAAACAUUACAUUUAAGGAAUAAUAAUAUGUAGAAAUGUAUUAGCCAGCAUAUGGAGCGAUACAUGGUUACUUUGUUUAUUAUUAUGUCUACAUUCUGUAUUCAGCAUUGUGAUAAUACAUUAUGGGCUGUAUAUGUAUACUUGUAAAUUUGUGAGUUAUGAAUGUUCCUUUUGAUACAUCAGUUUGUGUAACGACGAUGUGACUUUGAAUAUGCAUACCAUAAUAUUGAACGAUUUAAGUAUUGUGAACUAAUCGGGAAUGUUUGUGCUUUGAUUUCAAUGGCUGUCGCGUAAACAUUCGCUUAUAUUCUGCUUAGUAUAGCCUGUUAUCAUAACAAGCAUCGCUAAAAUAAUGUAACAUUCUUACCUUUUGAAAAUACUUUCACCUGACUUGUAUUCACCUGAUCAACGAAAACAGACCUACAUUUUCACGAGACCGCCAUCAUAGUCAUGCUCUCGGUCACGAUGGCGGUCUCCUGCAUUCCUUUCAAUUGUCAUUCUGUUUAAUGAAUCAUAUAUCUAUUUUCAUUGUUUGUAUUACGACUACAUGUAUUGUAUUAUUGAUUGUUUUAUAUUAACUUUGUAUAUGAAAACAUUUUAAAUAAAUAGUGAUAGUUAUUAGUUUAUGAUAUGAUAAUCUGCCAUUACUAUUCCUAUCGGGGUCCACCCGCUAGUCAUCGUAGUCAUAAGGGUCGCUCUUCAUAAAGGUCAAUGUUCAUAGGGAUCGCUAUAGUAAUGAUGAACGAAGAGGGCUCGUCAUAGUCAAAGAAGAGGGUAGCUAGUCAUAAUCAUGCAAGGGGUUUCUAGUCGACUCAUAGCAGGGAAAAUUGUUUCAAUAUUCAUAAGGCUCUCCAGUCAAAUUAGAAGAGGGUCGCUAAUCAUAAUAGGAGAAGAAGUUCACCAAUCAUAAUAUACAAUAGAAAUGUUCGUCGUUCGUAACAGGCCAAAAUGAUCGCUACGAUAGUGGAAGUAUAUGGCUGCCUAUCUUAACAGGCAAUGGCUGCGUGAAGCACAAAGAUUUUUUUUUUUUUUUUUGGGGGGGGUGGGGGUAGUCAUUAAUGUUGAAUUUCCCCUCAUUUUCCCCCUGUACGUUCCUUUUUUAGCUCAUCCGGCCCGAAGGGCCAGAUGAGCUUACGCCGUGGCGUGGCGUCCGUCGUCUGUCGUCUGUCGUCUGUCCACAAUUUCAAAAUGCUUCUUCUUCGCCAUUUCAAGUCCGAUUUCAAAUCUGUUUGCUUUAUAUGAUAGCACUAGGUAGGGGAUUCAAAACUUCUACACAGAAUUUUGAAACUCAUUAAAUAUGCUAAUUUAUGCGCAUUUGUCAAAAUUCACAAAAAAUGCUUCUUUUUCUUCAUUUGUUGACCGAUUUUGAAUUUUUUGCUUCCAUCUGGUAGAGCUUUAUGAGGUUCACCAAACUUCUACACAGAAUUUUUUAAUUUGGAGUAGAAAAUUAUUUAUGCUAAUUUAUGCGAAAUUCAUAAUUCACAGAAAAUGCCUCUUUAUUUGUUGACUGAAUUUCAAAAUGUUUCUUCUUCGUCAUUUCAAGUCUGAUUUCAAUUCUGUUUUAUUAAUAUGAUAGCAUUAGAUGGGGGAUUCAAAAUUCUACACAGAAUUUUGAAACUCAUUGAAUAUGCUAAUUUAUGCGUAUUUUUAAAAAUUCACAUAAAAUGCUUCUUCUUCUUUAAUUGUUGACCGAUUUUGUUUUUUUUCUUCCAUCUGGUAGAACUUCAUGAGGUUCACCAAACUUCUACACUGAAUUUUGAACUUUUCAGUAGAAAAUUAUUUAUGCUAAUUUAUGCGAAAUGUAUUCAUAAAUCACAGAAAAUGCCCCUUCUUCUUUAAUUUGUUGACUGAUUUGAUUUUUUUUCUUCCAUCUGGUAGAGCUGCAUGAGGUUCACCAAACUUGUACACAAAUAUUUUGAAAUUUUGUCUAGAAAAUUAUUUAUGCUAAUUUCUGCAAAGUUUAUUCAUAAAUCACAAAAAAAUGUUUUUCUUCUUCAUUUAUAGAUCAAUUUCAAUUUUGUUUGCUUUAUAUGAUAGCUCGAGGUGGAGAUACAAAAUUUCAACCCAGAAUUUUGAAGCUCAAUAAAUAUGCUAAUUUAUUCAUAUAUUUUCAAUACUCACAAAAAUACUUAUUUAUUUGUUGAUUGAUUUUGAUUAUUUUUGUUCCAUCUGAGAGCUACAUGAGGUUCACCAAGGCUCUAAACUGAGUUUAGACAUUUUGACUAGAAAAUUAUUUAUGCUUAAUUUAUAUGAAAUGUAUUCAUAGAUCACAAAAAAUGCCUUUUCUUCAUCAACUUCAAUUCUAUAUCCUCAAUUUAUGUCACCAAUGUAAUUCACUACAGUGUCAACUGGGCUGAAAUUAAACUUGUGUUAAAUUUCGUUGCAAGAUGCCGGAUGAGCUCCACAUCAUUGAUGUGCUAGUCGUAUCCCUAUUAGAGAGGUACAAUGCUUGAUCGUAUACCGAUGAAAGCAUAAAAAUAAAGUUUUCACUCACACACUCU
Lytechinus pictus (painted urchin) is the source of this 4898-nucleotide messenger RNA. RefSeq lists its product as uncharacterized. The transcript has 6 exons. Lineage: Eukaryota; Metazoa; Echinodermata; Echinoidea; Temnopleuroida; Toxopneustidae. The record is from RefSeq and is a predicted model, not a curated record. The coding region runs from base 287 to 1180 and encodes 297 amino acids.